Molecule: messenger RNA, 375 nt
Organism: Knipowitschia caucasica
Lineage: Eukaryota; Metazoa; Chordata; Actinopteri; Gobiiformes; Gobiidae
Source: the annotation of a GenBank genome assembly
AUGGAUGUAUUUCGCUUUCAGCUUUCUCCCCACCUGGAGCUCGCCCCGCUCUCGCCCGCCUGGAGCACGCCCGGCUCUCGCCCGCCUGGAGCUCGCCCCGCUCUCGCCCGCCUGGAGCUCGCCCCGCUCUCGCCCGCCUGGAGCUCGCCCCGCUCUCGCCCGCCUGGAGCUCGCCCCGCUCUCGCCCGCCUGGAGCUCGCCCCGCUCUCGCCCGCCUGGAGCUCGCCCCGCUCUCGCCCGCCUGGAGCUCGCCCCGCUCUCGCCCGCCUGGAGCUCGCCCCGCUCUCGCCCGCCUGGAGCUCGCCCCGCUCUCGCCCGCCUGGAGCUCGCCCCGCUCUCGCCCGCCUGGAGCUCGCCCCGCUCUCGCCCGCCUGA